UGUGGAGCUCUCAGCAUUCGCUGGAAGAAAGGAGAGAAGUUUGCAUACACCACAGAACGAAAUUCAGCAAAGGAUAUGAUAACCAUGUGGAACGUUGUCUUCUUGGUCUACCUGUGGUUUGGGACCUUCGCUUCAGCUCAGCGCAGCCCCAUAAACGAUUACGAGCGUUUUAAAGGAGUGGAGCUUGUGCACCCGCAAGAAGAGUCCAGAAAGGAUGAGAUCAAAGCAGAAGUCCAUGUCUGUGCUAAACAGUGUUCGGAGCUCGUAGAGUGCAAAGCUUUUGAUUACAACUGGAACAGUCACAGUUGCCGCCUGCUCCCGUGGACGGAGCAUUCAGCCCGUGUCUCCCUGCUGAGAAAUGUGCAUUAUGAUUUGUAUCAGAAGAAAGACUAUGUUCGUGAUUGCAUUGUGGGGAAUGGUGAAACGUAUCGAGGUACGGUGUCUACAACCGCAAAGAAUAAAACCUGCCAGCAGUGGAGAGUGAAGUUCCCCCACGACCACAAGUAUACUCCAACAGCAAAAAAUGGACUGGAAGAAAACUACUGUCGGAAUCCGGACAAAGACUCUGGGGGACCAUGGUGUUAUACCACUGACAAAAACGUUAGACACCAGCUGUGUGGGAUCAAAAAGUGUGAGGAUGCUGUAUGCCUAUCCUGUAAUGGCGAGGAUUAUCGGGGGUCUGUGGAUCGGACAGAGUCUGGAAGGGAGUGUCAGCGAUGGGAUUUACAAAGUCCUCACAUGCAUCCUUAUAGACCAGAAAAAUACCCUGACAAAUUCCUGGAUGAUAAUUACUGCCGUAAUCCAGAUAGCUCCGAACGACCCUGGUGCUACACAACCGACCCUGAUGUGGAGUGGGAAUACUGCAAGAUAACUCCAUGCAUAGAGAAGCAGCGGGUAAUAGCUGCGAAUAAAACUCCCCACUGUUUCAAAGAGCGUGGUGAGGAUUACCGGGGCCGCGUAAAUGUGACCACGUCGGGAAUUCCGUGCCAGCCCUGGGAUUCCCAGACUCCUCACAAGCACCGGUUCUUACCUGAAAAAUACCCUUGCAAAGGCUUAGAUAAGAAUUAUUGCCGGAAUCCAGAUGGAUCAGAAGCUCCUUGGUGUUUCACCACAAACCCCAACAUGAGAGUGGCUUACUGCUUUCAAAUACACCGAUGUCCUGACGACAUAGGGCCCUCCGGUCCUGAGUGUUAUACCGACAACGGAGAGCUGUACGCUGGGAAAGUAAGCAAGACCAGAAAGGGAAUCCCUUGCCGUAACUGGAGUGAUAAACUGGAUGAACUGCAGAGCUUCUUAGAUCUCCCGUUCCCUGGAUAUCUGGAUAACAAUUACUGUCGAAACCCAGACAAGGACAGCCAUGGACCAUGGUGCUACACCAUGGACCCCAACACGCCAUUUGAUUAUUGUGCAAUCAAACAAUGUGGUGGAGAAAAGCCAUUGUCAUUAAAAAACGAUGCAAACAUAGAGUUUGAUUCCUGCGGCAAGAGGUCCGAAAGAGCUUUCUCGAAGGCACGCAUAGUUGGCGGUUUGCCUGGAAACUCUCCAUGGACGGUUAGUUUACGUAACAGGCAAGGCGACCAUUUUUGUGGAGGCUCAUUAGUGAAGGAGAACUGGGUGAUCAGCACACGGCAAUGUUUCUCUUCUUGUGAUGCUGACUUAUCCGGAUAUGAGGCUGUGAUGGGAACACUGUUUAAAAAUCCCUCCCCCCAGGAUCCUGACAAACAGUCUGUACCCAUCAGUAGGAUUGUGUGUGGACCCUCUGAUUCCAGUCUUGUGAUGCUGAAACUAGAGCGUCCGGUCACUCUGAAUUCUCGAGUGGCUGUAAUCUGCCUCCCUCCAGAGAGAUACAUUGUACCAGCUGAAACCAAGUGUGAGAUUGCAGGUUGGGGGGACACCCGAGGUACUGGGCACGACGGCGUAUUGAAGGUGGCACAUUUUCAAGUGAUGAGUAAUGAAGACUGCAGUUUGAUCAGCAGAACCAAGGUUCUAGACAAUGACAUCUGCACCAAACCAUUGCCCUUGGAGAUUGGAGCAUGUGAGGGAGAUUAUGGAGGUCCACUUGCCUGUCUGACCCAUGAAUGCUGGGUGUUGGAAGGCGUCAUUAUUCCAGCUCGAGGAUGUGGAAGGAAAAAACAGCCAGGCAUAUUUACUCGAGUUUCGGUGUAUGUGGACUGGAUUAAUAAAGUUUUGAAGAUGAUGUAAGCCAA
Molecule: messenger RNA, 2207 nt
Organism: Spea bombifrons (plains spadefoot toad)
Lineage: Eukaryota; Metazoa; Chordata; Amphibia; Anura; Pelobatidae
Gene: MST1
Product: macrophage stimulating 1
Exons: 19
Coding region: 76-2202 (708 amino acids)
Biological process (GO): proteolysis
Molecular function (GO): serine-type endopeptidase activity
Source: RefSeq, a predicted model, not a curated record